Messenger RNA from Aegilops tauschii subsp. strangulata, 1994 nucleotides. NCBI's taxonomy places the organism in Eukaryota, Viridiplantae, Streptophyta, Magnoliopsida, Poales, Poaceae. The record is from RefSeq and is a predicted model, not a curated record.
AUGGUCGGCUUGGGCUCCAAGGGCAACUGGGGGGCCUCCAGCGUCACCGAAGAUGCCAUCCUGGAGCUGAAAAGCGCCAGUUACUUACCGGCCAACGUCACUCAUCGCGUCCCGGAGGAGGGCCAAGUCGUCCCCACGCCAAGACCGGGCGAGCGGGUGAUGUUCCUUACCCACUUCAUCCAGGGACUAGAUCUCAUUCCCCUCGUCUCCCACAUCGCCGCCGCCAUCCACCCCGAUCCCAUCCCUCCCUUCAUCUUCCUCCCAAACCUUGCCACCGCCGGCCUCUCCCCCUCCUCUCCGCUUCCCUCCCACCUCGUCCCCAUCUCUCUCCCACACGACGUUGAGAGAUUAGGAGCAAAAACAAAAUCCCCCAAGCCCAACCCACUGCCUCUGCCCUCUUCCUCGAUCCCGUGGCCGCCGCCGCCCUCGUCUCCACCGACGCCGGGCUUCCCCGCCAGCGACCUCGCUGCUCUUCUCCCGCACCGCUGCCGCCCACCCUCUCGCCCUUCCCCACCUUCUCUCUCUUCCCUUGGCUGUUGCGCGACUGUGGAGCAAAAUCCGCGACGUACCACCACUGGCUCGUCGUCAACUGCUCGCGCAGCCCAUCCUCUCCCCCAUCCCGCUUCCUCCGAGCCCGCGCCUCACUCUUCUCUGCUGAUCUGUGCAGGUCUCCGUCGCCUACAACGAGAGGGACGUGGCGCUGUACGUGCUCGGCGUGGGGUCCUGCGGCGCGGACGCCGUCGACGAGAAGGAGCUCCACCUCGUGCACCACAGGGACGACCAGCGCCACGUCAAGAUCCCCCCUCGCCCCUGGGCAUCCACCGCCUCGACGACGCUCCGCACAUGUUCCAACUCGGCUACAACCUCCUCUACCUCGUACAGCGGCCAUGGUUGUCUACGGCAUCAAGUACAGCCUCCUCUCCGAUGAGCCCAUCUCCUACCACUAGCUCCCUCUUUUGUUCUGCUGUAGAAGUACCUUGCUCUGUUCCAAUGCAUCAUAUUUUUUUCAUAAAAUGCUCUAGUGAACUAGAUUCUUACAUAAGUUGGCUACUUUUCCUCAAGUUAUUUGUGCAUUUGUAAACAUAUUUGAACUUUUCUAGUUCUUGAAUGUAUCAAUGCAUAAAUGUUUUAUACAGAUAGUUUUGGAAUGUGUUUUUUUGUUAGCUUAUGUCGUGCAUCACAAAUGGUAUCAAGUUCCAGUUUUAGUUUUGUUGUUAACCUCUACAAUCCAUGUCAGCAUAUAAUAAGUAUAUGAAUGAAUCCGUUGAGUAUCUGAAACUAGAUGUUUUGUUGCUCAUAGUAACUAAAAAGAGCGGUCAGUUUCUCAUCACACACUGUUAUUAUCACUUCAUGGCUUGAUCUGUUGUGUUAGGCUGUUGUAGGUGCUGAACUGUGAUCAUGUUUUAUGGCCCACAUGCAUGCUACGUGUUGGCUGACUUGGCAUGACCUGCACGAAAACUUCAUGGCAUUCAUACCGAAUAGCACUUCUUAAUUUUCAUGCAGACUUGCUCUAGCUCUUCUUAAUUUUCAUGCAUGUUUCUUUCCGGACUUAAUCUUACUAAAUAGCACCCCAUCACUUGCUGUUGUUGUUAUUCACUAUAUCCUCACUGUUUUGUUUUCUUGUUGGCAAAUAUUUUGCCUAAAUUCAAUACUAAAUAAGAUGUUCAAAGAAGCGCCAAGACAUUUUUGUAUAGCAAGUUAUGUAAUAAUAGCUGGGUUAUCUGGGCAUUGUGAACUCCAGAAUUUCAUGUAUCUUCUCUCUGUUUUUGAAUGAAAUGUUGUAUGUUUUCGAAUUACAUUUUUGUUUCAUAUGAAAUAGUAAUUAUGUAUGUGAUUUGAAAAUGUGUGCAAUGGAAACAUGACUCAUGUGACCCAUUUAUAAAAAUAUUUUGAGUGCAUUUGAAAUUUCUGACGUGUGGGACCAGUGUAUGAGAUUAUGAUAAUCGGGACCAAUCUCACUAGUGGGGCCAGCACCAAAAUAAAAUGGUGAAAAA